AAGAAGAUGAAACUCUUUGUUGGUGUUGCCAUAUUACUAGUCGCAAUAGCAGGACAAUCAGCUGAAGGUGUGGAUUGCUCCAUUAAUAAUGGUGGCUGUGAGCAUUAUUGUUAUGACACUGCCGGUGACUCUUACUGUGAAUGUGCUUCUGGUUACACUAUACAAGAUGAUCAAAAGAACUGCAGUUUGACACCACCGUGCUCAGUCAAUAAUGGGGGUUGUGAGCAAUUAUGUGCUUCAUUGAUUGAUUCUGUUAAUUGUUCAUGUGUCACAGGAUACACAAUCAACAACACAUCACAUUGCGUUGACAUUGAUGAAUGUGCUAUAAAUAAUGGUGGUUGUUCUCAAGUUUGUCAAAACAGUAUAGGAAGUUAUACUUGUUCUUGUUAUAAUGGAUAUAUCUUUAAUGCAACCCUUCAGGAUUGUGUUGAUAUUAAUGAAUGCUUGAAUAACAAUGGAAAUUGUCAUCAAAGCUGUAACAACACAAAUGGAAGCUAUGCUUGUGACUGCAUGACAGGUUAUUUACUGGACACAAGUGAUGAUCAGUGUAAAGACCUCAAUGAAUGUUGUUCAGGUGAUGAUAAUUGCGGUCAAAGGUGUCAUAACAAUGACGGUUCUUAUUCUUGCUCUUGUUACUCUGGGUAUUAUAUGUCUGAUAAUGGAUAUGAUUGUAUAGACAUUGAUGAAUGCAGUUCAAACAAUGGUGGUUGUGAGCAACAUUGUAAUAAUAGACCAGGAUGGUAUUACUGCAGUUGUGACUCUGGAUAUAAACUAGAUGGAAAUAGACGGAAUUGUUCAGGUAUCUUGUAUGUUCCGCCAAAUCCAUGUGAUAAAUUUAAUGGUGGAUGUGAGCAUAUUUGCGUUAAAGAUGGAUCUUCAAAUACAUGUUUAUGUAAAACUGGUUAUCUGCUAUAUAACAGAAACUUUUGUGACGAUAUUAACGAAUGUGCUGAAGGAACAUCUGGAUGCUCUCAGCUUUGUACAAACUCUCAAGGUAGCUAUAACUGCAUCUGUCAGACUGGUUACCAAUUGGAUUAUGAUAAUCACACUUGUGUUGAUAUUGAUGAAUGCACUAUUGAUAAUGGAGGAUGUGAACAAAACUGUCUCAAUACUAAUGGUAGCUAUUAUUGCUCUUGUGACCUGGGUUACCUUUUAGAGCCUGACAGGAAAUCUUGCACUGAUAUUGAUGAGUGCCAAGAUGAUGUGUGUGAACAAAUAUGUGAGAAUCAAGUUCCUUUUUUCAAUUGUUCUUGUAAAAGUGGCUUUCGAUUAGAAAAUUCAAAAUUCUGUUCAGAUAUUGAUGAGUGUGAGGAAGGGACUGCUUUGUGUAGUCAGCAAUGCUCCAAUGCAGAAGGUAGCUACAACUGUAACUGUGAAAGAGGGUACAUAAUAGACACUGAUGGUUACACUUGCAUUGAUAUUGAUGAAUGUGCUGUUAACAAUGGAGGGUGUGAACAACUUUGUGAAAACACUAAUGGUACUUAUUUCUGUUCGUGUCAUUAUGGAUAUGAACUAAGCAACACUAAUCGCUCUCAAUGUGUUUUAAGGGAUAUAAAUGAAUGUCUUGAAGAAACUGAUGGUUGUACCCAGUUAUGUGAAGACACAUUUGGUGGUUAUGCUUGUAGCUGUCAUUUAGGAUAUAAACUGGAGAGUGACAAUCAAACAUGCAUUGAUAUUGAUGAGUGUGCUGUUAACAAUGGACAAUGUGAACAAAAUUGUAAUAACACUAAUGGCAGUUAUGCUUGCUUUUGUGAUGAGGGAUAUUCACUCAGCAACAUUCAUUACUGUGAAGGUAACUUUGCUUAA
Messenger RNA from Amphimedon queenslandica, 1806 nucleotides. Its product is annotated as fibrillin-1-like. Gene Ontology annotation, molecular function: calcium ion binding. The record is from RefSeq and is a predicted model, not a curated record. The transcript has 12 exons. Bases 7 to 1806 code for a protein of 599 amino acids. NCBI's taxonomy places the organism in Eukaryota, Metazoa, Porifera, Demospongiae, Haplosclerida, Niphatidae.